Solanum dulcamara is the source of this 3324-nucleotide messenger RNA. Its product is annotated as G-type lectin S-receptor-like serine/threonine-protein kinase SD2-5. NCBI's taxonomy places the organism in Eukaryota, Viridiplantae, Streptophyta, Magnoliopsida, Solanales, Solanaceae. Gene Ontology annotation, molecular function: ATP binding; protein serine/threonine kinase activity. The record is from RefSeq and is a predicted model, not a curated record. The coding region runs from base 593 to 3094 and encodes 833 amino acids. The transcript has a single exon. Gene Ontology annotation, biological process: protein phosphorylation.
GCUUACUGCAUUAUUCUUGAUGAGUGAUGACUCCCAAAACUUGAGUAGCCUUGUGUGUUUUUAUUCAAUUUUAUCAGUAAGGUCAGAAACUAAUGGAGCGACAACUAUGAUAAAAGAGAUGUUUUUUCCUAACUCAUUUGUUGGAGUUCUUUACCCGAGUUAGGCAAAGUCCCAGUUAUUGUCAAUCUUAGUAAGGAGAAGAAAAGUCCUAUGUUAAACAUGAACAACUGGGACAAAGGGAUAACAUUCAAAAUUUCAAAUGUACUUCUCUUCCCAUGCAAAUCGAAAUUGUCCACAUAGAGCAUACUAGUCAAAUGCAAUAUUUUUUAUUUGCAAAAGUAGGGAAAUACUAUUUCCAAAGUUUUCCAAGCACAGAAGAAAAGAAAAUACAACAUCAGCUUCAAAGUCAUCCUUACCCUAUCCAGACAAGUAGUUUAAGCAGAUGGGAAUAGAUUCAUUACGAUGAUCGUCAAGUCAUUGAUAUAAAAUUAGAGAUUUCACAGAUGAACUAUUCGUACGUGUAAGGAUUAUUUUCCCUUGACAUGUGUUUUUGGUCAAGGAAAAUUUUAAUUUUUUUUGUCUAAAAAGAAUCAUGGAUUUACCCUCUGUCAAACAUUUGUUGAAGCUUUUGAUCAUUGUGCUCCUUGAGAACCUUACUUUGGCUCAGUUUCCUGUAUAUCACACCGUGAAAACUCCCACAACCUGGAUAAACAAUAAUGUUUCGUCUAUCAAUGUUACAAAGCCCUUUAUAUACCCCUUUUACUCAUUCAAUCAAUCUUCUGGACCUUUCAUGCGAAUUCUGAUGCUCAAAGAGAUAGAGAAGGACAUGGGAUAUGCUUGUGGUUUUGCUUCAAAUGGAGAAGAUGAUUCCUUUGUGUUUUCCAUUGGAAUUGUACGUCUUCAUCGGGACUAUGAAGGAACUCAGCGCUGGACUGACCUUGAGCUGCUCUGGUUUGCAAACAGAAACCAUCCAGUUCGUGAAAAUGGAACGCUGCAAUUGCUGCAAGAUGGAGAUUUAGUGUUAAAAGAUGUGGAUGGAACUCUUGUGUGGUCUACAGGCACUGCGAAUAAGUUUGUCUCGGGCAUCAAGAUGAUGGAUACUGGAAACCUUGUGCUUCAUGACAUGUAUAAUCAGACUGUGUGGCAGUCUUUUGAUCAUCCAACAGAUGCACUGCUUCCAGGCCAGAAAUUAAGGGCUGGUCAAAGACUUGUGGCUAGAGUUUCUUCAUCCAAUUGGACUGAAGGUAAAUACUAUAUCUCUGUAACCAAUCAAGGCUUGUUUGCAUUUUACAUAUCAGACAAGCCACAGAUGUAUUUUAAGUUUUUGGUUAGUGGAGACAGGGAUAGCUUUGAUGAAAGUUAUGUCAAAGCAGUGAAUGGGACUCUUGCCUUGUACAUAUCCUCAACUGAGCCGAAUGAGCCAAAUGCUGUGUUCUCAAGACCUUCUAGGAUGAAAUUUUUGAGAUACGAUUAUGAUGGACACCUUCAAGCCUACACCGAGGGAAAUGAUCAUCCAAACGAUCUUUUGGCAGAUUUCAUCGGUUUUUGUGAUUACCCCACAGCUUGUGGCAGUUUGGAGCUUUGCGCAAAUGGAUUUUGUUCUUGUCCAGGUGCAUUCAUAAAAAGUAAUGAUCGACAAAACAAUGGAUGUGUGGAAGUUAGUCCGGUGGAAUGCGAUGGACAACAUUCCCACAGAAUGGAGCGUGUUUCGGAUGUCUAUUACUUUAACUAUGUCGACACUGAUGCAGCAGCUCUGAGAGGAACAGAUGAGGAAAGGUGCCAAGAGAUGUGCUUGAAGAACUGCUCUUGUAAAGUAGUUCUCUUCCGGUACUUCACUAACUUUUCAAGUGGUGACUGCUAUCUACCCUCCCCUGUUCUGUCACUUAUAAAUGAUGGAAAAGAAAGAAGUGUUUAUGAGUCAUCUGCAUUCAUCAAAUUACCAAAUAAUGAAGAAAAAAGUAAGUCUACAGCUGCAAGAAGACAUGGCAUUAUAGCUGGAUCAACUGGUGCAAUAUUUAUUCUGAUAGCAUUAACUGUUGGCAUCUUGAUUGCUUUCAACAGAAAACAAACAUUACAAGAAAAUAAUGAUGAUUACUCAGGGGAGAUAUCUGGCCUUGUAAGAUUUUCAUAUGAACAGCUGAAGAUGGCAACUGGGAAUUUCCAGAAAAAGCUUGGUCAGGGAGGUUUUGGCUCAGUUUAUGAAGGAGUUCUUCAAGAUGGUCAGAAAGUAGCAGUGAAGGUUCUUGAUGGUUUUGGCCAAGGAAAGAAGGAAUUCUUGGCAGAGAUCCAGACCAUAGGAAGCAUCCAUCAUGUUAAUCUUGUUAGACUAAUUGGAGUUUGUGCUGAGAAAGAGCACACGCUAUUAGUUUAUGAUUUCAUGAGUAAUGGAUCAUUGGAUAUAUGGAUUUUUGGCACAACCUCUACUCAAUUUACUCUUGAUUGGCAAAUAAGAAGAAAAAUCAUCCAUGAUAUCGCAAAAGGAUUGGCUUAUCUUCAUGAAGAAUGUAUGCAGAGAAUAGUCCACUUAGAUGUUAAACCGCAGAACAUUCUGUUGGAUGACAAUUUUUGUGCAAAGGUAUCUGACUUUGGCCUGGCCAAGUUGGUUGAUAAAGAUCAGAGCCAUAUAGUGACCAGAAUUAGGGGAACCCCUGGAUACUUGGCUCCUGAAUGGUGUGGCGCAUUCAUUACAGAAAAAGCAGAUGUCUACAGCUUUGGAGUUGUUGCAAUGGAGAUCCUCUGUGGACGCAAGAACGUGGACUAUUCACAUUCACAGGAACAUCCACAUUUGCUUAGUUUGUUUAUGACAAAAGCCAAAAACAAUCAACUGAUCGAUGUGAUCGGAAACUACAGCGAUGAUCCGCAAUGCAAUACAUCAGAAGUCAUCCGUAUGAUGAAGCUUGCUGUAUGGUGCUUACAGAGUGAUUUUACUCUGAGGCCUUCCAUGUCCAUGGUGGUUAAAGUAAUAGAGGGGACAAUGGACAUUGAAUCUUACUUGGACUAUAGUGUUCCAAAUUCACAAACAAUUGCAGCAAUCAAAAGAGUGGCAGCCACCACGACUACCUUGUUUCCUUCAAUUCUUUCAGGACCUAGGUAAGGAUCUCUAAGCAUGAUGAAGAAUCAAUAGAGAAAAAAAAAUCCUCCCUCCUCUAUCCUAUUUCUUGUGUGAUACCUAUGAUCAUCAUUGUUAUGUAGCUAUUUACUGGUUUCAUUUGUGUUAUUUUUCUGUGAAUUAGUGAGAUACUGCAAUUAAGAACCAUGGUUGGAUUUCCAGUGUAAAUCCAAACAAAAAUGACUGCUUUAGUUCAUCUAAUAUUCUAAUUGUUU